UGUGGAAAGUGUGCGGGAGGGGCGGAGCGGGCGGAGAGGAGGCGGCGGCGUGGAGCUGCCUCCCGCCGGCGGGCCGGGCGCUGCGGCGACGCCGGGAUCCUGCGUCCGCCAGGCCGGCUGCCCGGCGCCCGGAGGAGGCUGCUGAGCCCCGGGCCAUGGUCCCCUCUCGCAGGACGUGGAACCUGGGAGCCACGCCCUCGCUGCGGGGCCUGUGGAGAGUGGGCCGGGCCGGGGAGCCCGCGCCGGGGAUGGCUCGCCCCGCCCCAGCCCCAGCCAGCCCGGCCGCCCGCCCUUUCCCACACACCGGCCCGGGGAGGUUGAGAACUGGGCGUGGAAAAGACACCCCCGUCUGCGGUGACGAGGAAUCUGGUGCCCGAAGUACAGUUCGCCCAGCCCUGGCUCAGUGCCGAGCCCUCAGCGUGGACUGGACGGGCCCCGGGAGCCCUCACGGGCUCUAUCUAACCGUGCAGCAGGCCCUGCAGGACAAGGGGUGCAAGGGCAAGAGUCAGGGGACGAAAGAAGAGAAGCUCCUGAAGAGGCAGGCGCCAGCCCCCAGGCGGGACCGCGAGGCCCCGGAAGCUGGCGGCGCCAUGAAUGUAGAGAAAACAGGUGGGCGGCUCUUUGGCAGCGGGAGGUGCUCAAGCCUGGCAGGGCCGCCAGGUGCGGCCCCCGUGGUGCAUAGGAUGGUGGAGGCCAUGUCCCGGCUUCAGGAGGAGAAAGCCCAGCUCCAGGAGGAGCUGGCGGUCCUACAGGAGCAGCUGGUCCUCCGCGACAGUGACCAGCAAGCCACAUCCACCCAGCUGCAGAACCAGGUGGAGAACCUGAAGGAGAAGCUCCUUAGCCAGGCCCAGGAAGUGAGCCGACUCCGGGCGGCGCUGGGGGGCACCGACUUGGAGAAGCACCAGGACCUGCUGAUGGUGGAGAAUGAGCGGCUGAGGCAGGAGAUGCGGCGCUGCGAGGCGGAGCUGCAGGACCUGCGGGCGACGCCAGCCACCCCUUGCCCGGGCUGCGAGCACAGCCAGGAGAGUGCCCAGCUCCGGGACAAGCUGUCCCAGCUGCAGCUGGAGGUGGCGGAGAACAAAGGCAUGCUGUCCGAGCUGAACCUGGAGGUGCAGCAGAAGACCGACCGGCUGGCCGAGGUGGAGCUGCGGCUCAAGGACUGCCUGGCGGAGAAGGCGCAGGAGGAGGAGCGGCUCAGCCGGCGCCUGCGCGACAGCCACGAGACCAUCGCCAGCCUGCGGGCCCAGUCCCCGCCUGUCAAGUAUGUCAUCAAGACAAUAGAGGUGGAGUCGCCCAAGACCAAGCAGGCCCUCAGUGAGUCCCAGGCCCGGAACCAGCACCUGCAGGAGCAGGUGGCCAUGCAGAGGCAGGUGCUGAAGGAGAUGGAGCAGCAGCUGCAGAGCUCGCAUCAGCUGACCAUGCAGCUCCGGGCACAGAUCGCCAUGUACGAGUCGGAGCUGGAGCGGGCGCACGGGCAGAUGCUGGAGGAGAUGCAGUCCCUGGAGGAGGAUAAGAACCGGGCCAUCGAGGAGGCCUUCGCCAGAGCCCAGGUGGAGAUGAAGGCCGUGCACGAGAACCUGGCAGGUGUCCGGACCAACCUGCUGACGCUGCAGCCAGCACUGCGGACGCUCACGAACGACUACAAUGGGCUCAAGCGGCAGGUGCGCAGCUUCCCGCUGCUCCUGCAGGAGGCCCUCAGGAGCGUCAAGGCCGAGAUCGGCCAGGCCAUUGAGGAGGUCAACAGCAACAACCAGGAGCUGCUGCGCAAGUACCGCCGGGAGCUGCAGCUACGCAAGAAGUGCCACAACGAGCUCGUGCGGCUAAAAGGGAACAUCCGGGUGAUUGCUCGUGUCCGGCCUAUCACCAAAGAAGACGGGGAAGGACCUGAGGCAGCCAACGCUGUGACCUUCGAUCCCGAUGAUGACUCCAUCAUCCACCUACUGCACAAGGGCAAGCCUGUAUCCUUCGAGCUGGACAAGGUCUUCUCCCCGCGGGCAUCGCAGCAGGAUGUGUUCCAGGAGGUCCAAGCCCUGAUCACCUCCUGCAUCGAUGGCUUCAACGUCUGCAUCUUUGCCUACGGCCAGACGGGCGCCGGCAAGACGUACACGAUGGAGGGGACCCAUGAGAACCCAGGCAUCAACCAGCGGGCGCUGCAGCUGCUCUUCUCCGAGGUCCAGGAGAAGGCGUCCGACUGGGAGUACACCAUCAGCGUCAGCGCGGCCGAGAUCUACAACGAGGUCCUCAGGGACCUGCUGGGGAAGGAGCCUCAGGAGAAGCUGGAGAUCCGGCUGUGCCCCGACGGCAGCGGGCAGCUGUACGUGCCGGGGCUGACGGAGUUCCGCGUGCAGAGCGUGGCCGACAUCAACAAGGUGUGGGCUGCGAGGGGCCUGGGGGCGGGGAGUGCUGGGGCCACCCGGCCGCAGCAGCUGCUCAGAGCACAGCACCUUGUUUGCGUGCAGGAAACAGCAGGGAAGCUGAACCUGGUGGACUUGGCUGGUUCGGAGCGCGUUGGCAAGUCCGGGGCUGAGGGCAGCCGCCUGCGGGAGGCACAACACAUUAACAAGUCGCUGUCGGCCCUGGGGGACGUCAUUGCUGCCCUGCGCUCCCGCCAGGGCCACGUGCCCUUUCGCAACUCUAAGCUCACCUACCUGCUGCAGGACUCGCUCAGUGGUGACAGCAAGACCCUCAUGGUGGUGCAGGUGUCCCCCGUGGAGAAGAACACCAGCGAGACGCUCUAUUCCCUCAAGUUCGCGGAGCGGGUGCGCUCGGUGGAGCUGGGCUCCGGGCCACGCCGGGCAGAGCUUGGGUCCUGGUCGAGCCAGGAGCAUCUAGAGUGGGAGCCGGCCUGCCAGACCCCGCAGCCCUCCGCCCGAGCCCAUUCGGCCCCCAGCUCCGGGACCUCGAGCCGCCCUGGCUCCAUCCGCAGGAAGCUGCAGCCCUCAGCCUGACGGCUGGGGCUGCAGAGUGUCUAGGGAAGUCGAGGCCGAUGCCUGUGUGAUGGAUGCGCCACCUGCCGGGCCGGGACCUGGUCCCCGAGGCCUUGCUGGUCUGCUCCUGCUGCAGCGCCAGGACCCCGGGAGGCGGAGGCAAGAGUGGAGGCUCCUCUUCUGCCCUGUCUCCCCUCAGAGAUGAGAAACACGUUCGGAAGGAAACAGUGGCUCUCGGCUGUGGCUCUGGGUGCAAAUGGCGUGGGCUGGAAGGGCAGGCCUGGGCUCUCCGAGAGCUGGGCCCUCGUGGGGAGGGCAGGAGUGUGGGAGGUGGGACUCUUGCCUGGGCUGGCCCAACUCCCUUCCCCGGCCGGCAGGGCUGGGCGCCCUCCUUAGGGUGGACUUAAGAGCCUCCAGGCGGGUACAGCAGCCAUGGAACUGGGGCUGGUUGGUGGCACCAACCAGGGCAGCCCUGCCCACCACUGUCCCCUAAGAAGGGGACCCCACAGCUGGGCAUGUACAUAGUGUUCCUAGGUGUACAUAAGGCAGGGCCCUCCUGCCUUGGGGCCGGGCUGUAUUUAUGGCUGGCAGGAGGCCAGUGGGCGGUACCCUCGUCUGCGGGCACCAGGCUCUCCUUGCUCACUGGCCUCUUGACAGUUUCCUCCCUCUGAAAUCCUAUUUAAGAACUUUUGGAAGCUUAGCCAUUUUUACUUAUUAAAAUAAA
Propithecus coquereli (Coquerel's sifaka) is the source of this 3651-nucleotide messenger RNA. RefSeq names its product kinesin family member C3 (gene KIFC3). The record is from RefSeq and is a predicted model, not a curated record. Gene Ontology annotation, biological process: microtubule-based movement. The transcript is spliced from 21 exons. Gene Ontology annotation, molecular function: microtubule binding; microtubule motor activity; ATP binding. The coding region runs from base 156 to 2948 and encodes 930 amino acids. NCBI's taxonomy places the organism in Eukaryota, Metazoa, Chordata, Mammalia, Primates, Indriidae.